UUUUAGACCUCUAUUUUUGUCGAUAGUUUGGUCCAUUUUCUGUUGCGGAGAGCAUAAAAACCAAAGGAAAAAUGACAAUAAAUCAAUUCAAUAGUGUUUUUGCUACAAUCGAGCCGCGUUCGUUCGUUCUAACGUUUCUUCUUCCAUUCUAAUUUAAUUUAUUUUUUUCCUGCGGCGAAGUUUUUUCAUAUUCCAUUAGAAAUCUUUGUAUUUCUCCAAUAAUAUAUCUGAAUAUUCAACGCGGCUCAACGCGGUUGUUUUGCCAUCUCUUGUUGAGCGUGCAAGAAAUAUUAGAUUUUGGAGCAUCUUUCGGAUUAUUCAGGUUGUUUAAUCCGACUGUUGAAAAAAGGGCGUUAUUCUUAUCGGGAUUUACUUAAUAUUUGAUAGCCGGAACGAAUCAAAAUUAUAUUUUUUGUGUUUUGCUCGAACUCCUUCAAUCAAGCGGAAGAAAAAGAUGGGAUCUUGCUGCUUCAAAGGGAAGGAUACAAGACCAGCAUCAAAUGCAUAUUCACAACAGAGACCACAGCCGCCGCCGCACGCGGUGAAACCCUCACCACCGCCGCCAAGUUCUUACCGUGCGGAGGCUCCGCCGCCGGAAACUCGGCAUGCUCCACCUUCUCCACUGAAACAAAAUCCACCAGUUCCAUCAACUAAGCCUGCCCUAACAUACGACACAAUCCUUGAUAAACCAUUUGAGGAUGUUAGAAGCUAUUAUACUUUUGGUAAGGAGCUCGGUCGUGGCCAGUUUGGCGUCACCUACCUCUGCACAGAGAUCUCCACCGGCCAAUCUUAUGCCUGCAAAUCCAUCUCAAAACGCAAGCUUGUGCAUAAGAACGACAAAGAUGAUACGAAGAGGGAGAUCCAAAUCAUGCAGCAUUUGAGUGGGCAGUCAAAUAUUGUAGAAUUCAAGGGGGCUUUUGAGGAUAAGCAUUCGGUUCACCUUGUGAUGGAGCUCUGUGCUGGUGGUGAGCUUUUUGAUCGGAUAAUUGCGACUGGGUUUUACACAGAGCGUGCAGCUUCCAGAAUCUGCAGGGACAUUGUUAAUGUGGUGAACAUUUGCCAUUUUAUGGGUGUUAUGCAUCGGGAUCUUAAGCCUGAAAAUUUCUUACUUUCAACUAAGGAUGAAGAUGCGUUGCUUAAGACUACUGAUUUUGGGCUCUCGGUUUUUAUUGAAGAAGGAAAAGUGUAUAGAGAUAUUGUUGGAAGCGCUUAUUAUGUUGCUCCCGAAGUUCUAAAACGUAGCUACGGGAAAGAAAUAGAUAUUUGGAGUGCCGGCGUUGUUUUGUACAUUCUUCUCAGCGGCGUUCCUCCCUUCUGGGCAGAAACCGAAAAAGGAAUAUUUGAUGCUAUCUUAAAAGGUGAGAUUGACUUUGAAUCUGCACCAUGGCCUUCUAUUUCUAGCAGUGCCAAGGAUUUGGUUAGGAAGAUGCUUACCCAAGACCCUAAAAAGAGAAUUACUUCAGCUCAAGUUCUUGAACAUCCUUGGAUUAAAGGUGGAGAGGCCUCUGAUAAACCUAUAGACAGUGCAGUUCUCUCCAGGAUGAAGCAGUUCCGGGCUAUGAACAAACUAAAGAAACUAGCUUUGAAGGUUAUUGCUGCGAGUCUAUCUGAGGAAGAAAUUAAGGGACUGAAGCAAAUGUUUUUGAAUUUGGACACCGACAAAAGUGGCAGCAUAACGUACGAAGAACUGAAGACCGGUUUGGCGCGUCUCGGUUCAAAGCUUUCGGAAACUGAAGUGAAGCAGCUCAUGGACGCUGCUGAUGUGGAUGGUAACGGAACGAUCGACUACAUUGAGUUUAUUACCGCCACAAUGCACAGGCACAAGCUGGAAAGAGAUGAGAACUUAUAUAGUGCCUUUCAGUAUUUUGACAAGGAUGAUAGCGGAUAUAUUACGAGGGAUGAACUUGAAACGGCAUUGAAAGAGCAUGGCAUGGGCGAUGCAGCGACUAUAAAGGAAAUAAUAUCAGAGGUCGAUGCAGACAAUGAUGGCAGGAUCAACUACGAAGAAUUCUGCGCGAUGAUGAGAAGCGGACUCCCGCAGGCAGUUAAGAUUAUGUAGUGGCACUCUGAUGGUAAAUAUAAGUUCUUUCUAGUCAUUUCGCACUGAACUAGAACACAGAUACAUGCUAUCAUAGGGGCUUAUUUGUUAUUUGUUCUCUCUUGUUGCACUUGAGAUGGGAAAUGGUGCAUAAAUGAGAUGAAUGGAUUGUUCUCAGUUCCUAACGUGUAAAUUGAUUUGGGUUCUUCUUAUUUUUUGUUGCUUGUGAAUAAUGGAGGCCUGAAUUUGUAGUUCUUCUAAAGUUUCUUGUAGGAUGAAUAGUUAUAUUACUUUUCAAGUCAUGGAUAUUCUU
Molecule: messenger RNA, 2351 nt
Organism: Phalaenopsis equestris
Lineage: Eukaryota; Viridiplantae; Streptophyta; Magnoliopsida; Asparagales; Orchidaceae
Product: calcium-dependent protein kinase 2-like
Exons: 9
Coding region: 455-2059 (534 amino acids)
Biological process (GO): peptidyl-serine phosphorylation; intracellular signal transduction; protein autophosphorylation
Cellular component (GO): cytoplasm; nucleus
Molecular function (GO): calcium-dependent protein serine/threonine kinase activity; ATP binding; calcium ion binding
Source: RefSeq, a predicted model, not a curated record